AGAGGCAGUUGCCUAACGGCGUCUUGAGCGACAAUCGUUGAUAUGGAGCUCAGGAGAUUACCCCUCGUUCUCGGGUGACCCAGCGGAGCAGAGCCUCAGUAAACAGGACCCAGAAACACAUACGUCUUCGGUGUCGAGUAGAGAACGACUCCAUCCGUAAUCCUUUUGAUGAGACUAGUGACUCGGAUAUUACGCCGGUUGCGGUGACAUCGUGCCUCCGCGAGUGUAUGCACAAGAUGGCGGAGACGAUGCUGCUGUGGCUGACGGUGGUUGCUGCCCUUCUGGUUACCGGGAAAGCUACGAACUCCUCCACCGCAGGAGCAGCUCCGAGGCAGACCGACUGCCGUACCCCGGAUGGCCAGGAGGGCUUCUGCAUCAUGGCGUCGCUGUGCAGGCCACUGGCGCUUCUAUCUUCCAGUGAACAGAGGCGAUACGUGUGCGGCUACCGAGGGCCGCUGGCCAAGCUCUGCUGCGUGCCCGAACAGGAGUCGGGAGAGAGAGCCGACAACUCGACCGGCGUCGCCUCCCGCGGCGCAGGUUCGGGCGGCGCGGCUAUCGCCCCAGCCCCAUCGCCUGAACCUUUACCCGAAGGCUACCCCAACACGCUACCGGCCGGUUGUGGACUUUCCAGCGUGAGCGACUCCCGCGUCGUCGGAGGACGAGUGGCCGAUGUCGGUGCGUGGCCGUGGAUGGCAGCUAUCUAUUUGAAGACGGAGGCCCAGCCUAAAGUCGGCUGUGGAGGCGCGCUAGUCACUGAUCGCCACGUGCUCACCGCAGCCCACUGUGUCAGCGUUGGCGCGCGUGCGAGGCAGCUUCCCGCCCGUGUGCUGACCGUGAGAGUGGGUGACCACGACCUGAACUCGAGCGACGACAACACGACGCCCAUGGACGUCGAAGUGGCCGACGUGAUACGCCACCCGCGCUACGACCGGCGCACGUACGCCAACGACAUCGCGCUGCUCGUGCUGCGCAAACCCGUCACGUGGGGGCGCUACGUGAUGCCCGUGUGCCUACCUUACGGCCCCCUGUCCUCGAACACGCUGGAGGGUCACAACGCCUUCAUCGUCGGCUGGGGCGCCACGCAGUUCAAUGGAGCCGGAAGCAGCGUGCUGCGGCAAGCCCAGAUUCCCGUGUGGGCCGAGGCCGAAUGCAAGAAGUCGUACGCUCAACAUUUGCCCAUCAGCAAGGCACAGCUCUGCGCGGGAGACGCCGGUGCCGAAAUGGACUCGUGUCAGGGCGACUCCGGAGGUCCCCUGUUGCUGCCGCACGAGGGCCGCUACUACGUGGUGGGCAUCGUCUCCUCGGGAAAGGACUGCGCCACGCCAAACUUCCCGGGGAUCUACACGCGCGUCUCUUCGUACCUCGACUGGCUGCGCGACCAGUUGGGUGCGGGACAACAAGCGCCCUUCGAGCCAGGUCGCGGUGACCGGGAGUCGACCAUGGCGCAGGAGCUGGGAGACGAGCUGGGCCGCGUUCUGCGGGAGCGGGGCCCCAUCGACACCACGCUGGACCGCUUCGAACGCGAGACCAAACUGCGCCGCGAGUACCUGGUGUACGGCGUGGCGGGCCUGGUGGCCAUCAUGUUCACCAUGGACGUGAUGAGCGCCUUCCUCUGCCAGGCCAUCACCACCGUCAUCGGGGUGCUGGGCUGCUUGCGGGCCCUCGACCGACAGGAGCCGGCCUCCAUGCAGAAGUGGACCGCGUACUGGCUCAUCUACGUCAUCCUCAACUACUACCUCGGCUUCCUGGUGCGCUUGAUGGGCCGCUACUUCAUCAAAAUCUACAUGGUCAAGUUCCUGCUUCUCACCUGGUGCGCGCUGCCCAUCGAGAGCAACGGAUCGGACUUUAUCUACAACAAGAUGCUGGCGCACCGCUUAUUCCGGCCAACCGGGAUGACCGGGUCUGUGUCGCCCAAGAAGACCGCAGCCCCGCCGCCCGGAGACGAGCGACGCGACAAGAUGCGCUCGAGGCGCCUGGACAAGAUGCCGAUUUCUCGGGAGUUGUGUCGAACGGCGCUGGUGGCGCAGUGCCGCCGCCGGAGGCUGAUUUCCCCGGUGGGUCGCCAUUCUGCUGCUUCCAGCCCCCACGGCAGCAGCGGCGGUGGCACCAUGUGGCUCUAUGUGCUUCUCUCGCUAGGCCUGCUGGCCCCCGCACUGGCAGCAAAUGAGGAGGCUACCACCGAGGAGACCCCCGAGAAGAGACUACUGGUGUUCCCGCCCAACGAGCUGACGUCUCCCGGUGGCUACUGCCAGUCGCCAUUGGGCGUGACAGGCCUCUGCAUACCGUACCAGGAGUGUCGCUUCCUGUUCGACGAUGAGUUCCUGGCGCGCAGGUCGCUGUGCGGCUUCGUCCGGCGGCAGUCGCUCGUCUGUUGCCCCCAGAACGGUGGUGGCGGAGGUGGAGGCUUCGGCGGAGGCUUCGGUGGUGGCUUCGGAGGAAACGGAUUCGGAAACGGAUUCGGCAACUUUUUCCCGCAGCAGAUACCGACAUUCCCGGGACUGCCUCGGCCGCUUCAACCCAGUAGGCCACCCUUCUUUCCUGGAGGGGGUGGAGGUGGCCGGCCAGGAGGAGGAGGUGGCCGGCCAGGAGGUGGAAUCAGACGGCCAGGAGGAGGCGGAGGUCGUCUACCCUACACCGGCCAACGACAGCCCGCCACGGAGCGACCGCGGCCACAGGAUCUUUGGGGCACCAAGGAUUGUGGCGUAGCUAGCAGUGCGUUGGUCCGAAUCGUCGGAGGCAGGGAGUCCAACCUCGGAGCCUGGCCCUGGAUUACCCUGCUGUUCAUCGACGUGCACGGCAACGGCGUCCGCUCUCCGCUGUGCGGCGGUGCACUCGUCACACCCCGGCACGUGCUCACGGCCGCGCACUGCACCUUCAGCGGGAACCGGUCGCUCACUCCGGACGCCUUCGUCGCGCGGCUUGGCGAGCACGACUACCUGAGCAGCGACGACGGCGCCAGCCCCGUGGACGAGCCGGUGGUGCGCAUAGACAGACACGCGGAGUUCAACCCGCGCACCUACCUGAACGACGUGGCCGUGCUCACGCUGCGGCGGCCCGUGCCCCUGAACAAGGACAUCGCGCUCAUAUGUCUGCCGUAUGGAACCCUACGCGACGACGCGUACGAGAGCCGCAGUGCCAACAUCGCCGGCUGGGGCGAGCUCUACUACGGCGGACCGUCGAGCGCCACGUUGCAGGACACGCGCAUACCAAUUCAGAGCCUGGACACCUGCAAGGAGUCCUUCAAGCGCACCAGCAUCACCUUCACCGACCACUACCUCUGCGCGGGCAGCCUGAAGGGAGACAAGGACGCCUGCAGGGGUGACUCUGGAGGACCGCUAAUGCUGCUGGACGAGCAACAGCGGUUCACCAUCAUCGGCAUCACAUCGUUCGGGCGCCGCUGUGCGGAACCCGGAUAUCCUGGCGUGUACACGAGAGUAGCCAAGUACCUCGACUGGAUCCAGCAAAGGCUCGUCUGAACGCCCCGCUGGGGGUGCCCCCUGUAAAUAAACCCGCUGCGUCACCACUCGUCCCUGCCUUGCGUGUAUUCUCCACUUCCUAACGCCUUUCUUCCCCUCUCCCAGUGCAGGGUUGCCAACCAUGCUCAGCACUGGUUAACCUCCCCCUCCUUUAUAGCUAGUUUGUUGAAGUUAUCCGCGUCGGCGGACAUGCAAAAAUGCAAUGUAAAUAUUGAUUAAAUUUGGUUUAUAUAAACUCUUUUGAUUAACUUCA
Rhipicephalus microplus (southern cattle tick) is the source of this 3729-nucleotide messenger RNA. Its product is annotated as transmembrane protease serine 9. Lineage: Eukaryota; Metazoa; Arthropoda; Arachnida; Ixodida; Ixodidae. Gene Ontology annotation, molecular function: serine-type endopeptidase activity. The record is from RefSeq and is a predicted model, not a curated record. Gene Ontology annotation, biological process: proteolysis.